CACCUAGUGGUACAAGCCUGUUAUUUCUCUUGGCUGCCAACCCCAGGGUCUUCCUCAACGGACCCCUAAGAGAUCCCUAGGCCCUUGAAUUUGGUGACACAAGGCAAAGGGGAGCGUCCGAGAGAAAGAUGCACACCCCUGGGAAGUGUGCAUUGCCUACAUUGCUUUCUUUGCUCCUCUUUGUCCCUUUUCUGUAUAAUGCAGGCAGGCUUGCUGUGAUGGGUAAGUAAGUCAUCUGUGUUAAGCGGUGGAUCCAGGGGUAACUGGAGGUGUUUAUCCCUGCCCUCCCUCCAGGAAGAACUGGCUGCCACACACAAAUGCACCUCUUCUUCGUCCCAGCUUCCAGUACUUUCUCCCCUCAACCCGGAGUUCCUGAUCAGAAUGGCUCCAGGCUGUGACAUCACAGAGCCCCCACCCCUGUCACAGGAGGAGAGGAGUCAUGAGGCUGUGGCUGUGGGCUUGGGUGUGGGUGUGGCUGCUGGGGCUGGGGGCCAUAGAAACAGCACCCAGCCCACAGAGGGCCAACACCUUGACCCGGGGAGCAGAAUCUGUGCUCUUCCUGGACAGACCUGACUUCUUUGAUUACCCGGACUCAGACCAAGCCAGGCUCCUGGCCGUGGCCCGGUUUAUUGGAGAGAAACCCGUCAUCUUUGUUAACUCAGGUAUGAACCAGCUUGAGACGGCCUCCUUCCUUGCCGGGGUCUGGAGAAGAGCUGCCCUUGGCCCUCCAAUUGGAGGAGCUGCCAAAAAGGGGCCUAAGGAGCCGGACAAGGGCCUUGCACUCUGCCCUGAGUGCCCAAACCUGCCCUCCUUUCCCGCUGAUGAAUAAAAGUCUGCUUUUUUCUUCCC
Messenger RNA from Prionailurus viverrinus (fishing cat), 849 nucleotides. RefSeq names its product chromosome E3 C16orf92 homolog (gene FIMP1). Gene Ontology annotation, biological process: fusion of sperm to egg plasma membrane involved in single fertilization. The record is from RefSeq and is a predicted model, not a curated record. The transcript has 3 exons. Bases 440 to 829 code for a protein of 129 amino acids. Lineage: Eukaryota; Metazoa; Chordata; Mammalia; Carnivora; Felidae.